AUGAAAUUAAUAUUGAACAGUGUCAGUAAAAUUAAUAAGAGAACAAUGUCAACGCCAAUUGAGAUUUUAUGGAAAGCAGCAUUAAAAACAUUUACAGGACAAAAAAAUGUCGGAUAUAAAUUUUGUCAACAAAAUUUCGAGAAAUUGUACACUCUCAUUAAUGAAAUUAAAGCUGAUGAUGUUAAAUUAACUCCCGAUGUCCUUCGUUACGUACAAUUUCAAUCGGCACCAAUGUGUUUUAUUGAUAUCUUUGAAAAUGAGGAUAUCUCAAUUUCUGUUUUUAUUUUGAAACAUGGAGUUACAAUGCCCAUACAUGAUCAUCCUGGAAUGCAUGGUUUAUUAAAGGUUCUUAGUGGAGUUGUAAAUAUAAAUAGUUACACAAUUCAAAGUGACAGUGAUUACCUUGUAAAUACCGAUAAGAAAAUAGAAGCCACGAGUCAUGCUACAGAAACAGUCAAUAAAAAUGAUCCAGCUUGUAUUUUAACACCUCGCGAUAAGAAUUUACAUGGAAUAAGUUGUGUUGAAGGACCAGCGGCAUUUUUGGAUAUUCUCAGUCCUCCGUAUAAAGUGGAUAUGUAUGGCCAAGGUGAGAGGCCAUGUACUUACUUUAAUGUUAUUUCAUCGAACGAAACGUCGAAAAGUGAGAAAAUAUCCGAUCAAGUACAAUUAAUUGUAACCCAUAGUCCAGAAAAUUUUUAUUCACAAACUUUAAAAUACACCGGACCGACUUUAAGUUGACUCACAUCUAAUUCAACAAACGAAGAAUAGUCAUUUAAAGAGAUUUCAAUCCAAAAGUUGUGUUUUUUCCAAAUUCCCAAGAAAUAAAAUUUCGACUCUUGUAUUCUUAUUGGUUUGGAUGAGUUAGUUUUUUUUAUAUAUAUAUAAUUGUGAAUCAAAAAUACUAUUUAAGUUAUUUAAUUCAAGACAUUCCUGAAGAAUGCCUUAUUUUUUUUUACUAUUAAAAAAUUAUUUUUUGUUUUAUUUUUGUACCAAAGCAUAGGAAAUUUAUUCCAAAUAUUAAAAGAGCUUCUUUACAAGAUUUGUAUAUUAACAUAAUUUCUAUAUUAUGAUUGAUUUCGAUUAAGUUACCUUUAAAUUGGGCUAUGCGAAAAAUUAUUUCUAAUAAAUUAGCGAUAAUCUAUAAUAUUGUACUUAAUGUGUAAUAAUGUAAAUUUUUAAACAUUAAAAAUGAAGCUACUAAUUU
Molecule: messenger RNA, 1204 nt
Organism: Leptopilina heterotoma
Lineage: Eukaryota; Metazoa; Arthropoda; Insecta; Hymenoptera; Figitidae
Product: 2-aminoethanethiol dioxygenase
Exons: 2
Coding region: 1-738 (245 amino acids)
Cellular component (GO): mitochondrion
Molecular function (GO): oxidoreductase activity, acting on single donors with incorporation of molecular oxygen, incorporation of two atoms of oxygen
Source: RefSeq, a predicted model, not a curated record